This is a messenger RNA of Aphanomyces invadans, 2022 nucleotides long. RefSeq lists its product as hypothetical. Gene Ontology annotation, molecular function: beta-glucosidase activity. Lineage: Eukaryota; Oomycota; Saprolegniomycetes; Saprolegniales; Verrucalvaceae. Gene Ontology annotation, cellular component: extracellular region; cell surface. Bases 1 to 1998 code for a protein of 665 amino acids. The transcript is spliced from 3 exons. The record is from RefSeq and is a predicted model, not a curated record. Gene Ontology annotation, biological process: glucan catabolic process.
AUGCUCGCCCGCCUUGCCCUGAGCGCCGCGGUGGUGCUCGUCCAUCACGUGGCGCAUGCCCACGUCCAGGAACAAAUUCGAAAUGGCCAAGUCAAGGCGAAGGGAGUUAACCUCGGCGGGUGGCUUGUCGCGGAGGAGUGGAUGACGUGGGAUUCCCCGUUGUGGUGGGACGUGCCGUCCUCGCAUCACAGUGAGUACCACGCGAUGGAGUUUCUUGGCCAAGUCCAAGGCCAGAAGCAGUUCGACAUGCAUUGGGCGCAAUGGACCACCGAAACCGACAUCAAGCUCAUUGCACAAGCUAACCUCAACAUGGUGCGUGUACCCGUGGGAUACUGGAUCCAAGGGUGCACGGGACUCCCACCGGCGCUCUUCAAGCAGUGCGAUAUCUACGCCAAAGGGGGGCUAGUCUACUUGGACAAACUCAUCCGCGAUUGGGCCAAAAAGUAUGAUAUUGCCGUCCUCAUCAGUAUCCAUGGCGCACCGGGGUCACAAAACGGCGCCGACCACAGCGGAUCCAUCGACGGACGGUCACACUGGACGGAGAGCUACGACAACGUUUGGGCGACGCGCCAGUUGGUUUCCUUCUUGGUGCGCCGAUACAACGCCGACGAAGCGUUCCUCGGGAUCGGGCUGCUCAACGAGCCAGCUGGAACGACAAACCAAGCGACGAUGCAGCAGUAUUACCACGACGUAUACUAUGACGUUCGAACGGUCGUGGGCAGCAACUGCAUCUUGACGCUGUCGCCGAUCUUAUGGUUCCAAGGCCGUGGGGCCGGGCCCAACUUGGAAGACUUUGGGCGGUAUAUGUACAACGUGUGGGUGGAGUGGCACCCGUACUUGAUCUGGGGCUACGAAGGCAAAUCGGAGAGCGACAUCAUUCAAGGUGCCGUGGGAUGGGCGCGGCAAAUCCGUGACUGGACUGGCCAUCCACUCUUCCUUGGUGAGUGGUCAUUUGCGACGGCGGGCGGCACGUUUCAAACAGAGGCGUCGAAAAGUCUCCUUGUCGACACGAUGCUAAACAUGGUCGACAAUGCUCGCGGGGGAUGGUCGAUCUGGUCGUGGCGGGUCGCCGGGAACAACCCAUGGAACGGAUGGAACGUGCGGGGUCUCCUCAAUGCAUACGAACACUCGAACCAGUUCUGGACGGGCAACCGUCCCAACAUAUCGGAACCUGUCACUAUUGUUCGCGCGCAGCCCAACCUCCGCCUGGAGCUCUAUCCCUGGUUUAACUGUGGCAUCGUUCAACACCCCAACUACAUCAACAGAUUCGGCGUGACCGACCUGGAGCGUUGGGUGUACUACGGCUCAUCGAACCAGUUCCGAUCCGAUCGAACUGGGGAUUGCCUCGACGGGUUCAGUCGGUUCAACAACUUCUAUGCCCACGGGUGGUCGUGCGAUGACUACAACCCGAACCAAAAAUUUCGCCUGUACAACCACAGCCUCAUCCACCUCACUUUCAACAAGUGCCUGUCCGUGUCGAACGACUUGCCGACGAGCAUCACGCUCGCAACGUGCAACUCGCAAGACCCGGACCAGUUCUUCUCGACCAACGAAGUGGCCCGUAUCGUGGCUGCGGACAAGACGCGUCUUAUGGCAUUCGUUGGCAACAAGGACGGGUCCUCCGGGAUUGCUAAGGUAGGGGCUGCGCUCCAGGACGCGACCGACACGUGGCUCAUCGAAUACACCACGCGCCGAGUGAUCAACACCGUGUCUGGAAAGUGCUUGGACGCGUUUGGCGUCGACUACAGUCGAGGUACGGGAUCCGUCCACACGUGGCCGUGCAGCAAGACGAAUGGAAACCAGUGGUGGAACUACGACGCGACGACGAGCCAGCUCCGCCACGCCACGCACGGUGGGUUCUGUCUCGACUUGUCAGGUGGGUCGCCAACGCUCGCGCCGUGCCGCGACCCCCGGUACAAGCAGCUCUUUGCCAACCAGCAGGUCACCCUCGAUUGGAUUUCGUACCCCCAGCUCGAUGUCCUCUCGACAAACCUCUAACACUCGUAUAUUAUAUUGGCUCCG